Messenger RNA from Syngnathus typhle (broad-nosed pipefish), 2733 nucleotides. RefSeq names its product ceramide kinase (gene cerk). Gene Ontology annotation, molecular function: kinase activity. Bases 301 to 1929 code for a protein of 542 amino acids. The transcript is spliced from 13 exons. The record is from RefSeq and is a predicted model, not a curated record. NCBI's taxonomy places the organism in Eukaryota, Metazoa, Chordata, Actinopteri, Syngnathiformes, Syngnathidae.
GAAUACUCACUCCGUCCCUUUCCCUGGUUUGGUUUAUUCUACACAAUGGGAUACACAGGUAUUAAUAACACAUUAAAACUCAUGCCUAGCUGUCUUAUUAGUCUGAUAUUAUAGUGGCUCAACAAGCUGCACUCUGAGGUGGGGAAACUUUUUUUUCUUCCUGGUGUGAAUCACCUCUCGCUUGUACAAAAUCUUUGCGCCAAACGAGUUCCCCUGACAGCAUGAGACAAGACACACAAAACCGCAUGUACUGAGUGAGCUCAGCCUGUUAUGGUGGCAGCUGCAAGCGUUGACUGAAUAAUGGAUAAUGGGAGUAUAGUGCUGUUGUCAGACCUUUUCCACAAGUACGGGCAGGUACAGGUGGCUCUUUAUCGGGAUUUUCUUGCAUGGAAGGAUAUUAAAAAGAACUGGAGGAGAAGUUCUGGCAGCACUUCCCCAACAGCUCGCAGCCACGCCGCGUACGUGUGUGAAAUUGUCGCCGUGCACAAGACGGACACCGGCGACCAGACCAAGGCGGCGGCAAAGCACCUUCAGCUCAAUCCGCACGCCUUCACAGUUUUCUACGUCAGGAGGGCGACGGCGGCGCAUCAGUGGCGGUGUGACGACGUCACCUUUUACAGCGACAACCUGGAACUUUGCCGUCACUGGAUUCAAACCAUCAAUGAUCAAGUGUCAAUGCAAACCAAUCGUCCCAAGAGCCUGCUGGUGUACAUCAAUCCCUUCGGCGGGAAGCGGCAAGGGAAGCACAUUUACGAUCAGAAGGUGGCGCCGCUGUUUUGCCGAGCCUGCAUCGCCACGGACGUGAUUGUUACGGAGCGGGCCAAUCAUGCCAGAGAUCAUUUGAAAACAGAAGCAAAUUUGGAGAAAUAUGAUGGAGUGGUGUGCGUGGGCGGAGACGGGAUGUUCAGCGAGAUCCUACACGGGUUGGUCGCCAGGACCCAAACGGAGCGCGGCAUCGACCCCAACCCGCCCGACGCACACUUGGCGCCGUGUUCCCUCCGUAUCGGGAUCAUCCCUGCAGGCUCCACUGAUUGCAUCUGCUUUGCGACGGUGGGGACCAACGAUCCCGUUACGUCCGCCUUGCACAUCAUCGUAGGUGACUCCCAACCCAUGGACGUUUGCUCGGUGCACCACAACAACACGUUCCUCAGAUAUUCCGUGUCGUUGCUGGGCUACGGAUUCUACGCCGACAUUCAGACUGACAGCGAGAGGCAGAGGUGGCUGGGCCCGGCUCGCUAUGACCUGUCGGGGGUAAAGACCUUUCUGAGUCACAACUAUUAUGAAGGCACCGUCUCGUUCGUUCCGGCUGAGGACAAUGUGGGCAACCCCAGGGACAAGGAGCAGUGUCGGGCCGGGUGCCGCGUUUGCCACCACCAAACCUCGUUACAGGAGACGAACAAUGACGAGCCGUCAGACGCAGUCGUUGACACCUGGACGGAAAUCCGCGGGAAAUUCAUCGCCAUCAACGCGGCCAACAUGAGCUGCGCGUGUCCCCGCAGUCCGCGGGGCCUGUCGCCCUCCGCCCACUUGGCCGACGGCACCGCCGACCUCAUCCUGGUCCGCAAGUGCUCCCGCUUGGAUUUUCUCAAACACCUCCUCCGCCACACCAACAAUGAAGACCAGUUCGACCACUCGUUCGUAGAGGUCCACCGGGUGCGCAAGUUCCGCUUCCAGCCCCUCCACAAUGAGCCGGUGUCGCUGGAGGACCUGAGCGGGCCCCAAAAGUCAGCGCCCGAGAGUCCGAUUUGGUCGCGCAACUUCGCCUACAGCCACUGGACGUGUGACGGCGAGAUCCUGCCUUACGUCGCCGUCCAAGUCAGUGUCCAGUGCCAGCUGAUCAGACUGUUUGCCCGCGGCAUCGAGGAGAACAGCCACAACCAAACGCCGCUGUGGCUUCUGGAAGCGACAGCACACCAAUCUGUGGACUGAAAGUUGAGCAGGAUGGAACUUUGGCGGAGUAAUUAUUAGCACUUCCAGCCUGAAGGAGCCAUAAGCGAAGAUGAAGGCUAUUUCCCUCUUCUGGGACAACAGAUUAGAUACAUUUGAAAAACCAAGUAAUUUCCUUUUCUUUGAUGAAGACACAAAAUGUUUCAUCUGUGAUCCAAGCGGGACCAGAUGUGAGUCAGGAACUCUUGUAAGGAGCCCAUCUGAUAGACUAACAAGGCCCCGAUGAUGUAUUUUGGAUAAUAAGGUAAAGUGGUUGCUAAGUGGAGUUUGUGUGUCUCAGCGCUGAGAAACACCUGUGGCUCCACUGCGGCUAAAAGCAAAGCGAAGCGCUGGCUUGUUCCGGCCGAAAUUAGUCCAAAUGAGACAUUUUUGUUGUCAUUAGAGACUUCUUUGCUCAGAUGCGCUCAGAUGUCAAGCUGGUCUUGAUGUCUCUGAAGAAAGGUCACGGAAAAUUUGAAGACUAUUUUUAGUUAGCGUUUAUCUGCUGUAUCUUCAAGUCUCGGACCCGGAGCCAAUCAAAAGUUCUUUUGGUUUCCCAAUGGAAAUGAAGUGUUUGACCUUGUGACCUUGACCCAGUGACUCCUAUUGAAUAACUAAAUAACCAACUCAUCAUUAUUUAUAUAUAGUGCUUUCCCAACAGCUACAACAAAGUUCUUUUCAUGAAACAUUUAAAAAAUAUAUAUAUAUACAAAAAAUUUAAAACAGCAGGGGGCACAAAAUUGAACCCUGCGGAACACCGUAUUGAGAUAACAUACUCCGGAUGGUUAAAUAAAGGCAAUCUUAAGA